This is a messenger RNA of Trichoderma gamsii, 918 nucleotides long. Its product is annotated as hydrolase. Bases 1 to 918 code for a protein of 305 amino acids. Gene Ontology annotation, molecular function: hydrolase activity, acting on carbon-nitrogen (but not peptide) bonds, in linear amides. The transcript is spliced from 2 exons. Lineage: Eukaryota; Fungi; Ascomycota; Sordariomycetes; Hypocreales; Hypocreaceae. The record is from RefSeq and is a predicted model, not a curated record.
AUGGCGUCAAAUCUGAAGAUUGCGCUUAUUCAGCUAUACUCCAAGCCACUCGACAUUGCCGGCAACUUUGCCCGCGCAGAGUCCUACAUCCGCAAAGCCGCCGCCCAGGGCGCAAACCUCGCCGUCCUCCCCGAAUACCAUCUCUCCUCAUGGAAGCCCGACUCCGACAUCCUCCUCGCCGAGGCCAGGAAGCAGACGCCGUAUCUCGCGCGGUACCAGGCCCUCGCCAAGGAGCUCGGCAUCUCCAUCGUCCCCGGCACGAUCCUCGAGCCGCUGCCCGCUGACGAGGGCGAAGAAUCGUCGACCGAGGGCGUCGCCAACGCCGCGUACUUUAUUGGGCCUGAUGGCGCUGUGCUGGGCCGCUAUCAGAAGAAGAACCUGUGGCAUCCCGAGAGGCCGCACCUGACUGCCGAUGCGCUGACGCCUCAUACGGCGUUUGACACGCCGUUUGGUCGCGUUGGGCUGAUUAUCUGCUGGGACUUGGCUUUCCCCGAGGCGUGCCGCGCGCUGGCUGCCGAUGGAGCAAAGUUUGUCAUCUGCCCUACUUUCUGGCUCAACAGCGACGGAGGCGACAUUGGCGCCGAAGUAAACCCAGACUGCGAGCGAUUAUUCCUGGAGAACGUGGCCGUGGCGCGGGCCUUUGAGAACACGUGCGCCUUCGUCUUCAACAACACGGGGUCGCCGCUGGGCUCGGUGGCAACGGGCAAGGACGACGAGGGCACGGAGUUUAUUGGAUUGUCGCAGGUGGCGAUGCCGCUGCAGGGCGCGCUGGGCAAGCUGGGCGUGGAGGAGGGGAUGAGCCUUGUGGAUGUGGAGGGCAAGGUGCUGGAUAUUGCGGAGGAGGUGUACAAGGUGAGGGCGGAUAUUGCGUUGGAGGAGUGGCAUUAUGCGCAUACGUUGAAGAAUCUUGCGAAGUGA